Messenger RNA from Melampsora larici-populina 98AG31, 1748 nucleotides. RefSeq lists its product as uncharacterized. The record is from RefSeq and is a predicted model, not a curated record. NCBI's taxonomy places the organism in Eukaryota, Fungi, Basidiomycota, Pucciniomycetes, Pucciniales, Melampsoraceae. The coding region runs from base 740 to 1045 and encodes 101 amino acids. The transcript is spliced from 11 exons.
GUUCAAGAAAACUGUCAAAAGGGAUUUCUUUAUUAUAUAAACACAAAUAGAUCUAAACAAAGACGUUGUGGAUGUGGAGAACACUCAAACCAAAGAAGUCGACAAAUUCAUUUCAAUCAGCAAAGAUGAUAGAAGCAGCAAAACUCGAAGAAGAGAAGAAGAAGGUGCAUGCAUUGAAGCUGAAAGAACAAGCGGAAGAACGUGAAAGACGAGCGGGUUCCAGGGACCCGGGAGUGACAUCCACCCUCACCGAACCAUCGUCGUCCUUAGCGAAAUCUAAUCAAGAGGUCGACCCUACUCCAACGGAGUCACAAGCCCCGAACGCCCGAAGUUUAAGUGGCGAGGAAGUGAGAGAAGAAAGCUGGGCUGAUCGAAGAUGAUCAUAGUAAGCAAGAUUUAAUCUUUCAUACCAUAACUUUCCACCUCUGCAACUCUGUCAUUUGCAACUCUAUCCUUCCUUAUACAUAAUUCAGUAGUAGCCUUAAAGGCUCCUGAGCAAAGCGGUAGUAGCCUAUGGGCUCCCGCACGUAGGCCCCAACGAUCAUAGCAGCGGUAGAAGCCAUUACAGCUCCCGUCAAUGCACAGGGAGAGCCAGUCCUUGACAACCGCUAAGGCGAGACCCCCGGCUCCCCAAUUAUUAGGGUAGAUGCAGAGAAUGGGAAGAGUCCAGAAGGAUGAAGCGUCUUCAUGAUGGUUACUUUGAUUAGUAGAGACACCAGGCAAGAUUGGAUAUCAGCCCAUGUCGUUCGCGCAGAGUCCGGUAAUCCCGCUAGAUCAGUCGAAAGGUGCCGAAAGAGAGGACAACACCAGUCCGAACAAGAAGGAUAAUCGCCCGCUGAUAGACCGACUCGCAGACGCCAUUGACUCAGCAGAUAUGGAGUUGAUUCAGAUCUCUUCCAGCUCCGAUGAAUCCACGUCGUCUAGUAGCUCCGAUGAUUCUGCGUCGUCUUCGUCCUUGGAAACAGAUUCCUCGGACUCAUCAUUGUCUUCAGGAUCUGACUCUGAGUACUGGGAUAAAAGCUGUUCUCAUCGGAAAGAGACCUAGAGCGCCAAAUGUCCUAUGGGGAAUUUAUUUUGGCAUGUGACAUUAAGAAACACAAAGAGGUGGUGAAUAACUUGAUGGUCCAACACAAGUGCUGGAUGAUUGGUCUUAGAUAUCACCUGGCAAUUCGAGCGCUCAUCUUCCGGAAAAGGUCUAGGAUUAUGUAUCGAAAGAAGAAGAACGGGAAAAGAGGGCGGAAGAUAGAGAAGGUGGUAUUGCCAGAAGGUGUUCAAGCAGAAGCGGUCCGUCGCGCUAGAUGGGAUGCCGAAACGGCUGGAGACCGGCACAAAGCUCCUCGAAGUCUCAGGCUGAUUAUCAUUCGACGGGUUUCCAAGCUUAUCAGCAAUUCUACCCCCAUAACAACGCUUAUGCCAACGGAGGUCAAGAUUGGGUAGCUCAUGGGCACCAGCACGCUAACAAGCAAGUUUUAAGGUCCUGUUCUCUCCUCACUGGCUGCCCGAUUGGGUAUUCGCGGAUCACCGGGAAAUUGUGUCCUUGGCUGGUUGCACUCGCCUCGUUCUUGUUUCUUUCUCGUCUUGUAUUGUGUUACAAUCUGUUGUUAUUUGUGUUGCCGAUUGAUUCAAUCCGCUAUGGUACGAAGACGUUCCUUUGCUCUGUUGUUUUGAUGGGGCGCAGCUCUUAGCCCGAGUGGUCCACGCCAAUGGGUGCUGGAACAAGAUAGGCUGGUCCUGAGAGAGAAUAUAGC